AUGCUCGUGUCCACCCUGGAAGAGCAACUCUGCAAACAGCUUCGAGAUCUCCCCAAGACCUUCGACAACCGCUACACCGAUGCCGCCCGCCGCGCCGUCUUAGCGACCCUGUUUCGCUCGCUCGCUGCGAACCGAGACGACUAUCUCCACCUCUUCUUUCCGCAGGGCCAGCCCAGCCCGGACACAGCAUGGAGUCUACGAGACGCGCAGGGCGCCGUUGAGGGUGCCGAGUACACCGAGGCUGCAAGAGGCCACCCGUGCGGGCACAUUUUCAAGAGUGGCGAGGCAACCUACAGGUGCAAGACGUGCACAGUGGACGACACGUGCGUCCUGUGCGCCAAGUGCUUUGACGCAUCAGACCAUGAGGGGCACCUCGUCUAUGUUAGCAUCUCGCCGGGCAACUCUGGUUGCUGCGACUGCGGCGACCCCGAGGCUUGGGUGCGGCCGGUGCAUUGCAACAUCCACACCGCGCUGCCCGGGCUUGAGUCGAAAGCGGCGGGAAAGGCAAAGGAGCCCCCAUCACUACCAGAAGAGCUUACUAACGCUAUGCGGACGACCAUCGCACGCGCGCUCGACUACCUUUGCGAUGUCUUCUCCUGCUCCCCGGAGCAACUCCGCCUCCCCAAGACGGAGGAGUCUAUCCGCGAGGACGAACGGCUAUCCCGCCUCACAUCAAAAUGGUAUGGAGGCGUCGAGGUCUCAGAAGCCGAUCAAGAAUUCGUCCUGGUUCUUUGGAACGACGAGAAGCACACCGUCAUGGAUGUCGAGAACCAGCUUGCUCGAGCAUGUAAGCAGACACAAAGAUUUGGUCGAGACAAGGCCUACGAAGUCGAUGACAUCGGCCGCAGCGUCAUCAUAUACUCUACCGACGUCAAGGACCUUCUCCGGAUGGCAAAAAUAAUCGAGGAGAUCAAGCUCACGGUUACAAUCCGGUCCGCACGGGACACUUUCCGGGAGCAGAUGUGCGAAUCCAUAGUGGAGUGGAUCUCGGACAUUUCUGGCUGCAGCGUGGGCCCGGACAACUCCAUCCUCCGCAACGUCAUCUGUGAGGAGAUGCUCAAGCCAUGGCGUAUGGGCAGCGAGGCCCAUCACGCAAAGAUCGGGCGUGAUGGCAUCGACGACCACGAGGCCGAAGAUGCCGAGGACGAACUCCGCAUGAUCUACGGCCGCAUACUCCCCCGGGGCAGACGGACGGCUGUGAGAGACCUCGAUUCCGACGAAGAUGACAACUGGGAGGAUGAUGACGAUGAUGCCGUGGAUCCAGAAGACGAGGAAAUGGAGGUUGACCGGAUUCUGGGAGAAGAAGGAGAUGGUGAUGUGGACAUGGAUGGCUCAGAUGGUAUGGACAGUCUUGAGGCAUCGGAGGCAACUUUUGCAGGAUACCCGCCUCCUCCACCACCGCCCCCAGCACCUCGCAGGCGAGACCAGAUCCACACUCCAGCAGACUCUGACGGUGAAUCUCUAGCCUUCGACAACAUGUUUGAAGAAACGCCGACAAUGGAGGUACCGAAAACGCCCAAGAUCAAGACCAGAACGUUGCGACCUCCUCGCCCCGCCAAAUACUGGCAAGAAAAGCCCGAAGGAUAUCACAUGCGAGCAAACAUCCCCGUCCACGAGGACCUUUGGCAACGAGUUCGUCUCGAUUUCAUGAUCCUUUACGACCUCCGCAUGUGGAAGAAAGUCCGCAUCGACAUUCGGGAUGUUUUCAUCAGCACGGUAGUCACGAUCCCGUACUUCAAGCGGAUUCUGGGACUACGGUUUGCAGCUCUCUACACAACGCUUGCUCAGCUUUACUUGAUUGCUGACCGCGAGCCGGACCAUUCCAUCAUCAACCUGUCGCUGCAAAUGUUGACGACUCCAUCAAUUACUUCAGAAGUGGUGGAACGGGGCAACUUCCUGACCAACCUGAUGGCAAUCCUCUACACAUUCCUGACAUCGCGCCAAGUGGGGUACCCCUCUGAUGUCAAUCCGAUGGCCACACUCGCCUUCGAGGCAGGCGCUGUCACCAACCGCCGCAUGUACCAUUUUUUCCUGGACAUGAAGUAUCUCCUGGGCUCCGAGCACGUGCAGGAGAAGAUAUGCCAGGAGAACCGCUAUCUUCUGCAAUUCCUCGAUCUCGUCAAAUUGCAUCAGGGCAUCUGUCCGAACGUGCGCGCUGUUGGAGAGCACAUCGAGUACGAGACGGAUGCUUGGAUCAGCGCCUCGCUCAUCACGCGGGAAAUCAACAAGCUCUGCCGUCAGUUUUCCGAGUCUUUCAUGUCCGAAAGGGACCCAGACCUGUCGAACGUGUGCCGCGCGAUCCGUACAACGGCGAAGAUUGUCAUCAUCAAUUCCAUGGGAUCCGAACGUAAACGGUUCAAUCAAGCGGAAUUGAAGAAGGAGACAACUUUCAAGACUCUGGAUACUUUCGAAGCAGACGCCGUGGGCCCCGUUUACAACUGGCCCAAGUACAGAGUCGUCGAUUUUGUGGUCGAGAGGGAGCCGAUGAGUUUCCAUCACGCUCUGCAUUACACUCUAUCGUGGUUGAUCGACCGCGGAAAGGCUAUGCCGCGCGAGCAGCUCCUGGGGCUGCUGCUGUUUUCUGUGCAAGAGCUCAGGGACUAUCCUUCGCCCCCACGGGCACAUAUUCCUGACUGUCAGCCUGAUGAGUUUCUCCUUGCGCUCUUCGACUUCCCUCUCAGGGUGUGCGCUUGGCUGGCACAGAUGAGGGCUGGCAUGUGGGUCAGGAACGGCAUUACCCUGCGUCACCAAAUGACAACUUACCGCGGGGUCACCCAGAGGGACAAUUCCCACCAGCGCGAUAUUUUCCUCCUACAGAUUGGCUUGGUCAUCUGUCCGCUGUCACAAUUCUUCGCCCAGAUGAUUGACAGAUUCGGCAUGACGAACUGGGCAAGGGGUGAUUACGCAGUGCGGCCGGGGUACGAAGAUCUUCAGACCAUCGACGUGGCUGAGGAUUUCAUUCACCUACUCAUCAUCCUCUUGAGCGACCGAUCAUCCCUCUUGCCACCUGAUGACUCUCCCAAUCCCUUUCUAGCAGCCGCUCGUCGCGACAUCGCACACACGCUCUGCUUCAAGCCGAUGGCGUACUCGGAUCUCACCCAGCGCUUUUCCGAAAGAUUACAAGACUAUGACGAGUUCGGUGACAUACUCAAGGAAAUGACUCUGUUCAGGGCACCGGAAGGUCUUUCAGACUCUGGAACUUUCACCUUGAAGGAGCAGUACAUUGAGGAUAUCGAUCCGUAUAUUGCUCAUUACAACAGGAACAGCCGCGAGGAAGCCGAGAACAUCUACAAGAAUUACAUGGCGAAGAAGAGUGGAAAGGACCCAGCAAGCAUCGUUUUUGAGCCCAAGCUCCCCCGGAUUCGGAGCGGCAUUUUCAAAGACCUGGCUUGUUUCACCAAACUUCCCAUGUUUGCCCAGUUCAUCUACUACUUCCUCGGCUAUGCGCUGGCCUCUCCGGCCGUCACACCCAACAUCCCCACGACAAGGCUGGAAGCAUUUGUUCAAUUCGUACUGCAACUCAUCAUUGUGGUGGUCGACGAGGAGUUGGGUGAAUUUGCGGCUUAUGGAGGCGAGGAGGACCCGUCGGGAUCAUUCACACUCUUUGCGCUUUCAAAGCAUUUUUCUCCCAUUCCCGGGUUCCAGCAACAGGAUACAAUCGUUUCCUUGCUCCGCGCCUUGUUGGACAAAGAAGAGUUCAAGGCCUGCGAACCGAAGAUUCGUCUGAUCCUGUCGCGUAUCCAACAGCGACAGCCGAUCGGGUUUGAGAAUGCGGUGCCAGUCGAUCGUAUGGACACUGCAUCUCCGGCUGCAGCCGCCGCUCAAGACAAGGAAGUGAAAAAGAGACAGGCUCUCGAAAGGCAGGCACGAGUCAUGGCACAAUUCAAGGAACAACAGUCCAACUUCAUGGCUAAUCAGGCCAUCGAUUGGGGAGUCGACUUGAGCGAUGAAGAAGAAGAUUUUGAUACACCCGCUGUUCAAGAAGACAAAACUUGGAAGUACCCUUCGGGCACCUGCAUCUUGUGCCAAGAGGAAACCAACGAUCAAAGGCUGUAUGGCACAUUUGCCUUUGUUACUGAGAGUGGGAUUUUGCGCCAGACGAACGUACAGGAUCCUGACUGGCUGUCUGAGGUUGCUACCACACCAGUGGACUUGGACCGUUCUGCUGAGCAUAUCAGACCUUUCGGUGUUUCUGGGAAGAACCGCAAGACUGUCCAAAAGACAACCUUUGAGGGGAAGACCGUCUUGACCGAGCGUCAGGAUUUGGGCAAAGGAUUCCCCUGCUCUCAUAACAAGAGAGGCCCGGUCAGCACCGGCUGUGGGCAUAUCAUGCAUUAUUCUUGCUUCGAGGUCUACAAUACGGCAACACACCGUAGGCACGUAAACCAGAUCGCACGGCAACACCCGGAGCGUCCUGAGUUUAAGGAAUUCAUGUGUCCCCUCUGCAAGGCGCUCGGGAACGCCUUUCUACCAAUCAUCUGGGAGAGCAAGACCAUCACCUAUCCUGGUGUUCUAGAGCCCGAGAUACCGUUUGAUACAUGGCUUGAGUCUCACGUCAGUGUCCAGAUUUCCAAGCUUGACAAAGACCCUGAGCGCGCGGGUGGAGAUAUCCCCCCCGCCUACAUACGGCAGCACAACAUGUUUCUCGAUUAUGGCACAGAGAAGAUGAUUGCUCCUCUUUCGUCUCGGCUGUCCGACUUGUCUCGGCCUGGGCCUGUGACGGUUGCUGCACCGUCGACGCAAAGCUCAGCUCCCCGUGCCUUUCCACUGCCUAACAUCUACGAGCGACCACAAGAGGGGGAUUUUGUGCCAAUUGUCGUCACCGGGGCGCCCGAGGCAACCGCUCCCGCUCUGCAAGCCACGCCGCCUCUGGAGCUCUUCUCCAUAUACCGGCGCUUGCGAGACACGAUGCGAGCAAACAUGCUGCAGACAAGAUAUUCCCAUUCGCAUGGCCACAGCUCUCUUCUUGCCUCCGAGGACCUGACCUACACCGACACGCUUGCCAAGUCCCUCGGUUUCUCCAUUGCCGCAGCAGAGAUCGCUCAGCGGGGCACCGAAUCCGAUGUGGGUUGCACGUUGUUGGACAAGAUCUCGGAGCACUCGCUCACGCAUCUCCGGGUAUUGUCUGAGACUGUCACGUCUUAUCUCGCCGUUGGAGGCAUGCAUUACCAAGGGAAAAACAGAACAAACACGGAGUUCCUGGACAGCCAGAAUCGCCAGCUCCAGCAACUGAUGUUUGGCCACCCGCUCGUGGAAGAGCCGGCACCUCCGACGAAAUCGGUUCCUCCGCUCUUCUUGCAGGACCCAUUCGUGUUUCUCGCGGAGAGUUCUGUCUGUCUUGUACCUUCGCUUCACCUUGACGUCCACCACGUCAUGCGGCUCUGCUAUCUUGCUGAGAUUGUCAAGGCCAUAACAGUGUUUGUCCUCGCUGAUCCGGAAGCGCUUGCAAAGGCUCCCGUGGGCGAUGAGAACAUCUACAGGGACCACGCGGCCAGCCUUGGUCAAGAGCAAAUGGAAGUCUUCUCGGCGUUUGUGAAGCGCAUCGUUUUGGACAAUGAGGAAGCGGUCAUAUUCAACGAUGCAGGACAAGGGGCUCAGAGGGUCAUGUCGCUUUUUGACGCCGAGAACAUCCGGUUCUUGCAGUACUUGCGUGUGCUGGUUUCAGCCUAUGCGUUGCCCUUCGUGCGCAAGGCUGUAAUCCUUCUGCACGUUCGUUACGGCAUAGAGUUUCCCGAUGCCGGAUACGACUCGGCCAAGGAGCCUGAACUGCAACGGCUUUCCAAGGCACUGCGGCUUCCCUCACUGGACGAGGUGUUCGACACGUACCUUGCCGACGGACCAGCAAGCAUGAUCAUCCGGUCGAUUGCGUCAGGUUGGAUCAAGCACUGGGCGUUGUAUCGCGAGAGUAAGCGGUCCGGUCCUCCAGCGAGGCCGCUGACUCUCAGCCACCCGGCAAUCUUCGAGCUGGUCGGAUUGCCGAAGAACUACGACACACUUACGGACGAAGCAAUCAAACGCAAAUGCCCGACUGUGCCUCAUAAGGAGCUGACGGACCCCUGCGUGUGCCUCUUCUGCGGAGAGAUCUUCUGCAGCCAGGCAGUCUGCUGCAUGAAGCAAGGAGGCAAGGGUGGAUGCAUGCAGCACCAGGCCAAAUGCGGCGGUCACGUCGGCAUGUUCAUCAACAUCCGCAAGUGCAUGCUGCUCUACACGCACCACCAGAGCGGCAGCUGGUUCCCGGCGCCGUACCUGGACAAGCACGGCGAGACGGACAUGUCGUUGCGGCGACAACACCAGCUUUACCUGCACCAGAAGCGAUACGACGCGCUGGUCCGAAACGUGUGGCUGAACCACCAAGUGCCGUCGACCAUUGCUCGGAAGCUGGAAGGGGAUAUCAAUAACGGAGGAUGGGAAACGAUGUGA
This is a messenger RNA of Diplodia corticola, 6420 nucleotides long. RefSeq names its product ubiquitin-protein ligase e3 component. Gene Ontology annotation, biological process: protein ubiquitination; ubiquitin-dependent protein catabolic process via the N-end rule pathway. Gene Ontology annotation, cellular component: cytoplasm; ubiquitin ligase complex. The transcript is spliced from 2 exons. NCBI's taxonomy places the organism in Eukaryota, Fungi, Ascomycota, Dothideomycetes, Botryosphaeriales, Botryosphaeriaceae. The coding region runs from base 1 to 6420 and encodes 2139 amino acids. Gene Ontology annotation, molecular function: zinc ion binding; ubiquitin protein ligase activity. The record is from RefSeq and is a predicted model, not a curated record.